AAAGCGGGCAUGUGUGACCUCGUCUGAGUGGCCAUACGCAGGCGUUAAAAAUAGAUUGUCUCUCCUUGGGUAGCUGUGAGGGAGUAUUAGAAAUUACGGUAGCAUUUAGCAACACGUUUUAGUGGACAUUUUAACGUAAAAGGCUGAAGAUGCUUUUAUACUAGCCACAUUUUUAGACGAAGAUUUAGCUGUCACUUGGAAUAAUUUCCUUUUUAAGCAGGCCCUGUCUUUUAACUAAGUCAAAAGCUGCCCACACUUGCAAACCUAAAACCUUCAUAAAAGUUAGGCCAAAAUAUGCUUGUUAUGAUUCUGUUUCUACAGGUUUCUCACACCCAGUGGGAUAUUUUUGAAACAGCAAGGAUUGUACGUUUUAGUGUCAGGAUUUUCCCUCUGGCUUCCGAUACCACUUCAUCCCUCCUUUUGAGCUAUGUUUGACAUAUAUGCUUAAAAUAAAAUCAUAACAAUAGACUCCCCUUUCCCCUCACAGCUGCGGAUUUCCCUUCCAGCUUCUCUGGUUUCAUUCCUGAUUGACAGACUAUUGGAAAAAAAACCUUCAGUCUUUCCUCAAAUGUUUUCUCUGUGUGGUUAGUACUGCUGCUUCACAUUCCUGUUUUCAGCUGUAGCUGAUCAAGUUGACCCCUUUUGCUAGAUGGAAGAGAUGAACUGCAGUGGGUAUAGGUUGGGUUGCAUUAAUUCAUGGAGCCCAGUUGGUCUUUGCUCAAGAUUUUGGGUAGUCAGUUUCACCACCACAGUUUGGGAAUAAUUUGCUGCCACUGCCUGGGUAGUAAGGUAACAUUAUGACCUGGCUUGCAAAGGUGCAUAAAUGAGCAUGAGGAUUCCUCAGAAGUGUUGGGCUGAUAUGUCCAGAUUGCGCUUCUCCCUUUCUUUGUGAAAUUUUGAAUGUGUACUGAAGUCAGUAGAAAUAUUCCUUUUGGAGAACACUCUUGUCCUUGGACCAUACUGUUUUUGUGCUCCAUAAUACUGUAGUACUUAAUUUAAGAACUCUUCAUGUAUCUUUGUGACUAUAAAGUGUUGCUAUCAAAGCUUGAUGGGUGGUAAAGAGGAAUUUUAAAGUUUUAAGUGGGUUUUAGUAGUAUAACUUCUGAUGCAGUUCCUUUUUUUUUGUUUCAGGUCUGGGAUAGAAGCUAAAAAGCUUUUUGCAAUGUCAGGUGCCACUGAAGACCAGGAUGGUGUCAUAAAUAAACUAUUUAAAAGAAGUGCAGUAAUAGAGGCCAAAGGCUCCCUGCUGUUUUCCAAGGAGAUCAUGAAACGACAUCGGCUUCCUAGCAGCAGCGAGGACUCUGAUGACGAUGGCAGUCUGUCUGCCUGGUCCCAGCAUUCCAGAUCUCAACAUCAUAGAACUUCAUGCUCCAGAGAUGAAGAUCAGAAACCUUCUGAGGUGUUCAGAACGGACCUGAUCACUGCCAUGAAGUUACAUGACUCCUUCCAGCUGAAUCCUGAUGAAUACUAUGUCCUGGCAGAUCCCUGGAGGCAGGAGUGGGAAAAGGGAGUUCAGGUGCCAGUUAGCCCAGGGACCAUCCCAGAACCAGUAGCCAGGAUUGUGUCCGAGACAAAAGCUGUCACAUUUACACGUCCCAGGAAGUACAUUGUUUCCUCGGGUUCGGAGCCUCCAGAGCUGGGCUAUGUUGACAUUCGAACCUUGGCGGACAGUACGUGUCGCUAUGAUCUCAAUGAUGUGGAUGUAGAAUGGUUGCAACUUGCCAAUGAAGAAUUCAAAGAAAUGGGGAUGCCUGAGCUGGAUGAGUACACGAUGGAAAGGGUCAUGGAGGAGUUUGAACAGCGCUGCUACGACAACAUGAAUCAUGCUAUCGAGACAGAAGAAGGACUCGGGAUUGAAUAUGAUGAAGAUGUUGUCUGUGAUGUCUGUCAGUCUCCAGAUGGAGAAGAUGGCAAUGAAAUGGUGUUCUGUGACAAAUGCAAUAUUUGUGUGCACCAGGCAUGUUAUGGGAUCCUCAAGGUGCCAGAAGGCAGCUGGCUCUGCAGGACCUGCGCACUGGGUGUCCAGCCCAAGUGCCUCCUGUGUCCCAAGAAGGGCGGUGCCAUGAAGCCAACCCGGAGUGGCACCAAGUGGGUGCAUGUUAGCUGUGCUCUGUGGAUUCCAGAGGUGAGCAUUGGAAGUCCAGAAAAAAUGGAGCCCAUCACAAAAGUUUCGCACAUUCCCAGUAGUAGAUGGGCACUUGUGUGCAGUCUUUGUAAUGAAAAAGUUGGAGCUUCUAUACAGUGUUCAGUGAAGAACUGCAGAACAGCCUUUCACGUCACCUGUGCAUUUGACCGUGGCUUGGAGAUGAAGACGAUAUUGGCAGAGAAUGACGAAGUGAAGUUCAAGUCAUACUGUCCCAAGCACAGUUCCACCAAGAAAGCUGAUGAUGAGAUUUCAAAUAAAAGCCCAGGUCAGGAGAAGGGAAUUCAGGACAGCUCUCUUCCUGCCUGCAUUGACCCUUUCCACAGCAUGGAUCAAAACCAGGAGGAGGCCCACAGAGUCAGCCUUCGCAAGCAAAAGCUCCAGCAGCUGGAGGAUGAGUUCUAUACGUUUGUUGAGUCUUUGGAAGUGGCUAAAGUGCUGCAGCUACCUGAGGAGCCGGUAGAAUUUCUUUACCAGUACUGGAAGCUGAAGAGAAAAGCCAACUUCAAUAAACCUUUGAUUACCCCAAAGAAGGAUGAAGAGGACAAUCUGGCUAAACGGGAACAGGAUGUUCUGUUCCGAAGGCUGCAGCUCUUCACACACCUCCGUCAGGACCUGGAGCGGGUGCGUAACCUCACUUACAUGGUGACACGGAGGGAAAAAAUCAAGAGAUCUGUUUGCAAAGUUCAAGAACAGAUAUUUAAUAGCUACGCCAAGCAGUUGGAACAAGAAAGAGUUUCAGGUGUGCCUUCCUCAUUCUCUUCAGUGGAAAACACAGUGUUGUUCAACAGUCCAUCUUUGGGCCCCAAUGCCCCUAAGAUCGAGGAUCUGAAGUGGCAUUCUGCAUUCUUCAGGAAACAGAUGGGCACAUCUCUAACCCACUCCUUGAAAAAAUUGCAAAAGAGAGACAGGUCUGGGAAUGACAGCAAAUCCCUGCUGAGGCAGCCCAGCCCGAGGGAAGGCAGUGCUGCUUCAGGUAGCUUUUUAAAUUUUGACAAGACCUUUGCAGAAACACGGUUUGUGUCAGCACAGCAGAAAAAUGAUAUAGUUAUACCAGACCACAGGAAGAGGAGAGACAGUCGCUCACAGUCCGAGGUGGCCAAGGCAGAACUAAAAGAAAAGACUUCUAAACACAACCACAAACCACUGAGACCCACAGAACUCUCUCAGAGGCAAUCAGAAAACAAAAGGGCUGCGAACCACUCCAGUGGCAGGUCAGAACCUGGCACUGGGAGGGAUAUAGUGCCUAAAUGCAAUGGGGGUCUCAUCAAAGUAAACUCUAAUCAGAGAGUAGUUAAAGUGCCUACAACGCCCACGACCCCAGUGAAAAACUGGGGUGGAUUCCGAAUUCCAAAGAAGGGAGAGAGGCAGCAGCAGGGUGAAAACCUGGAGGAGUCCUGCUGCCAGAACUCCAGCUACCCCUACAUGGGCAUGGGCAGAGUUCCGCCGAAGGACAGGACAAAAAGGAAGUUAAAGCCUGACAGUGAGAAUGAUGGAUAUGUCCCUGAUGCUGAAAUGAGCGACUCGGAGACUGAAGUGGUUGAAAAAAAGUGCAGGCAGCAGAGGCUCAGUCCAAACAGCACUAUCAGCAGGAGGACAGACAUUAUUAGGAGAAGCAUCCUGGCAUCCUGACUGGACACAGGGAGACAGUGUCAGUAGAGUCACCGCCUACAAGCCAACUCCAUGUUUAUUCAUUGGUGCGAGAGAGGAGCAUUCUUAGACAUGGCUACAGACUGACAAUAACCCAUUCUUUCUGAGUUGUUUUAAAUAUGUUUACAUGCACUUAAAGCUGUUUUAAGCUUUUUGUUUUUUGCUCUGCUCCAUCCCCUCACUCCCUUACCUCCAUUUCUCUCACAGAAAUGAAGUUUGAGUCUCUUUUAUUUGCAACUUUCCUGAGUAAGAGAGAAAUGUCAUCACUACUUAAAUAGGAUUUGGGAUGAACAGUAAAAUAACUCACAGAAAUCUUUUAGAAGGGGCUAGGGUGGGUAGGAGGAAUCAGGCUGCAUUCAUCCCUUUUAGCUACAAGGUACUGAAAAUUUUACUUCCUUCCCCUGCCUUCUGAAAAAGCACAAGCUCUUAAUUUAACUCAUGUAUUGAAUGGAAGAUGGUUGUUAGACCAUACUGCACUGCACUGCUAAAUCCCAUUACAAAUGGUCACUGUCCUUGGAUGGUGGCAGCUCUUUCUCCUCUCUUUGCAGAAUGUGUUUGUUGCAUUCAGUUUGAGCACAGGUGCAGCUCAAACCCCUCUGUAUGCUCCAGAGUUUACAUGGAAAUGAUGACCAGGAGUAGACAUGAUGUUGUACCAGAGAAGGAGGAAGGGACAGGGCAGGGCUGGAAAGACUCAGACCAAGCACAGACGAUGCUCCCAGCUGGCUCAGUUCUGAGCAAGGGGCAGGUUUGUGGGUUCCAGCACCCCAUGGAAUAAUCCUUCACUGUUAGUCAGUCACUGUCCUCUGGGCUUGUGAUGACAAUUCAAGACAGAAGUUUCCUAAAGCACUAGUCAGGAGAAUUUCCCAAAGGCCACCACAGAUGCACUAAUAGUAUGUACUGGGAAAGCCAGGCUAAUGACACUGAAAAGAUUGCUUUAAAUGGACAUGAAUAUAUAUUUUUAAAUAGAAUAAAAUGCAAAGGCAAUAAACUGUGAUUAGCUCUUUACAGUCAAAUGAAGAAAAAUUAUUUCGUUCUAUUCUGGACUAGAUUUGAUGGAAGAGGGAACUCAUGUUCUGAUUGUGUACUUUUUUAAUAAUUGCAAAUGGCAAUAAUUAUUAAGCUGUCAGCAAUAAUAUUAACAGGUUGUGAGGACACCAUUUUGUACCAAGUAGAGCGCACACAGCACAGUGGACUGUUAGGAGCCUGUAGAUUUUGGAAUUCUGCAUAGAUGUAAGACAGGUAUGUACUGGUGAAAAAGUUUUAGCAGCAAUGAAAGGUGCAAAGAACCUCCUUCUCCCCUUUCCCACUCCAAGCCUGCUGUUACAGUGUCCACUCACUUCGGAAUGUCAGACCCUUGCCUCCUGUGCAGGGAACACUUGACAACACAGAAUUCCUCUGCCAUAACUGAGUCUUCCAGAGGAUUCAAUCAGAAAAUAAAAAAGGCUUAUUAACACCCUUUCUAUGCAAGUUAUCAUUAUCAAGUAAAUAUUUCAGCAGAAUGCAUCUCUAUUACUGUUUAAAACUCAGAAGUCUUAACCUUUUGAGGAAGGGGAAUUUUAUGUACGUCUAAAUUCCUGUUGCUGGUCCCAAGUUGUCAGACUAAUUAUGUGACUUGCAAAGGUGAAAGUCAGGCAGGGCACUGGUGCCUGAGGUUACAUAAUCACUCUUGGGAUGUGUUCAAAGUACAAACAGCAGACAAGAGGUAAAAGCAGGUAAGUUCUACUCAACAUCCAGCAAUGUUCUCUAGACAGGCACUGACAGAUAGGCUGCUGUAAGCAAGCAGCUCAUAAUCACAUGAGAAUUGUCAAGCCAUAGAUGGAGUAACCUAAAUUUGGAUUCUGAGUAAACCUUUAACCUCACACCAGUUGGACAGAGGUACCUUGUUAAUUUGCACUAUUAUGAAUGCAGAGUUAAUGCCUUACCUGUUUUAUCCCCUUACAUUUAGGGUAAAAAGCUUUGUAAUGUUUCCAGUUGAGUUGAACGAAAACUGAAAAGGCUGUGAGCCAGCUGUGGUUACGACCAUCUCCAUAGGUUGGUUUUGUCUCCAUACUUAGCUCUCAGCAGAAGGUGUUUUAAGUACUGCAGUUAUAGUACAAACCCACCUCUGUGUUUUAUUGGGAUUUGCUGGAUUUCUGUUUUCAAGCGUUCCCUUUCCUUCUGCAGACUGACCAAGAGAUCUUUGAUGUGAUCAGUGUGUUCUGUCAAGCUGUAGGCUAGUUGAAUGUCUGUAAAGUUGCCUGGAAUGCCAUUUGUUAGGUUAUAAACUCAGACAAAUGUAAAUGAAGGGUUCUGUGUGUUGUGUAUAAAUCCUAAUUUCAGAAAUCUAAGAAAAUUGUCAUUAUAUUUGAAAAACUUGUACAGAAGAUUUUUCACUAUGUGCCUAGUUUGGGUGUCCCUUCAGCUGAAAUUAAUUUAAAAAAAGGUGCAUGAAGAGAAACAGAUAGAAAUAAAAAGUAUAUGUAGAAAUGACUAUUUUAUAUGACAUGGCCCGAUCCUGUAUUUAUUUUCUCCCUUUUCGGAAGUAUUUCUAAAGACCUAGGUGAAGACAGCUGUAUUUUUUGUUAAAAUAUUUGGUAGAACUGUGCCUUUGUCUGUAUGUGAAUAAAUGCUGUACAUUUUUGCAAUAUCCUUGCCAGCAGUGUUUUAGACUUCUCAGUAUUCUUCUUUGGGUUCUGACAGAAACAUUUCACUACAGUGAUGUCAACAACUUUCAUGGUUAAAACAAGCACUUAAUUUGGAUUAGUACAGAUAUCACAAUGCAGA
Molecule: messenger RNA, 6556 nt
Organism: Lepidothrix coronata (blue-crowned manakin)
Lineage: Eukaryota; Metazoa; Chordata; Aves; Passeriformes; Pipridae
Gene: JADE1
Product: jade family PHD finger 1
Exons: 11
Coding region: 1106-3775 (889 amino acids)
Biological process (GO): regulation of transcription by RNA polymerase II
Cellular component (GO): histone acetyltransferase complex
Source: RefSeq, a predicted model, not a curated record